Messenger RNA from Plectropomus leopardus (leopard coralgrouper), 1285 nucleotides. It is a transcript of the gene cdkn2aip, whose product is annotated as CDKN2A interacting protein. Lineage: Eukaryota; Metazoa; Chordata; Actinopteri; Perciformes; Serranidae. The record is from RefSeq and is a predicted model, not a curated record. Gene Ontology annotation, cellular component: nucleoplasm; nucleolus.
CGUCAGUCUUGCGUCAUGAUUCGGUCAUGUAGCUAGCUAGCAACACCUCGCAACGGAGAGAGCUUGGUAUGGCGGGGGAGAGGAGCGGAGAGGACGUGGUUGCAGAGUACCUCGGUCAGAACCCGCAGCUGGCCCAGUGGGUGGAAACCUUCAGGAGCUACUGUGAGAGCAGCAAACAGUGGGUGGCCCGCAGAGAGUUCAUCCUCCGAAACAUGGAGGCUUUCCCCACCAUUCAGCCUGGAGUCCUCAGCAGCAGUGUGGACCGGCUGCUGUCUCUGUCCAUGGUCUGGGCCAACCACGUAUUCCUUGGCUGCAGCUAUCCACAGGCUGUGAUGGACAAGAUAAAGGACAUGGGUGAGGGGAUUGUUGUGGCAGAGCCCCCGACUCACAAAACGACAAAAGAUGGAAUCCUGGCGAGAGGGAAGCGAAACGCCACAGCCGAGACUGAAGCGGACAGCUGCGUGAAAAAAGCCAAAUGUGGACCGACUGAGCUCGACAGCCGACCUCCGGGGAAAGCAACUGUGAGUCAGAAAUCAGGACCUCCUCCGCAAGCGCCGACAGAGCACCAGCCCUUCUUCAACCGCCUCUACAAGGCUGUGGCGUGGAAGCUGGUGUCGGCGGGGGGCUUUGGUCCAAACUUGGACCAUUUUGAAAUCCUCCGUAGCUGCGUGGAGUCGUGCAAAGAGACCCUGACCUGUGUGUUUGUGCCGCUGAAGGACAUCGCCGGCCUCCCCGCGGGCCGCACACAGAAGGAAGGCCACGUGUGCGAGAUCCGCUGUCAGGCUGUUUACAUGGGGACAGGAUACGGGCGCGACGAGUCCGCCGCCAGAGCCAUGGCUUCCAAAGAGGCCCUAAAAGUAUUUCAGGGGCGUAAAGUGACGGUAAAGAUCUGCAGACGCAGGUACAAAGGGAAAGACGUGGAGGACUUGAUGUUGUUGGACGAGCAGCCGCGGAGUCAGGGCUUCCCUCCCGCACUCAGCUACCCCUUUCAGGACGAGCAGCUGGAGGACGAGUCCUCAUAGAGCAGACGGCGUGAGAUGUUGUCCUGCAGUGAUGCCUGCUGGGAGCACGGACUUUAAUUAAUGGAGCUACUGAAGGAAUUCACGACCGUGUCGGGACCAGAGCAUCGUGCAGCUGAACUUCAUAACGAGACUUUGUCGUCAUGGAGUAACUUAGAGCGUUAAAUAUCACGAGACAUUUUCCACAAUACUUUGGUAUCAUUACACAGGUGGCACGCUGACGAGAAUACGGCAUUCAAGAAUAAAUCUCAUACUGUGAUGACGAC